This is a messenger RNA of Aspergillus costaricaensis CBS 115574, 2005 nucleotides long. RefSeq names its product sulfate adenylyltransferase (gene sC). Gene Ontology annotation, molecular function: sulfate adenylyltransferase (ATP) activity; ATP binding; adenylylsulfate kinase activity. Gene Ontology annotation, cellular component: cytoplasm. The transcript is spliced from 6 exons. The record is from RefSeq and is a predicted model, not a curated record. Gene Ontology annotation, biological process: sulfur amino acid metabolic process. NCBI's taxonomy places the organism in Eukaryota, Fungi, Ascomycota, Eurotiomycetes, Eurotiales, Aspergillaceae. Bases 138 to 1862 code for a protein of 574 amino acids.
CUUCCUUCUACCCCCCUCCACUCUUCUCUUUCUUCUUUAUAAUCCUCUGGGACCCUCCAGACCCUUUCCUUCCCUUCCUUUCUUUUCUCAUCACAUCUUUGCUUGAGUGGAAAUCCAUCCCUCAUCAUCCUUUCACAAUGGCCAACUCUCCCCACGGUGGUGUCCUUAAGGACCUUCUUGCCCGCGAUGCUCCCCGCCACGACCAGCUGGCUGCUGAGGCGGAGACUCUCCCUGCCCUCACUCUCACUGAGCGCCAGCUCUGCGAUCUGGAGCUCAUCAUGAACGGUGGUUUCAGUCCUCUGGAGGGCUUCAUGAAUCAGAAGGACUUCGACGGUGUUUGCGAGAACUGCCGUCUUGCCGAUGGCAACGUCUUCUCCAUGCCCAUCACCCUCGACGCCUCCCAGAAGACCAUCGACGAGCUUAAGCUCCAGGCCGGCUCUCGUCUCACCCUGCGCGAUUUCCGUGACGACCGCAACCUGGCCAUCCUGACCAUCGACGACAUCUACCGCGCUGACAAGCAAAAGGAAGCCAAGCUGGUCUUUGGCGGAGACCCGGAACACCCUGCUAUUAAGUACCUGAACAACACUGUCCAGGAGUUCUACAUUGGUGGAAAGAUCGAGGCUGUCAACAAGCUCAACCACUACGACUAUGUCGCUCUUCGCUACACUCCCGCGGAAUUGCGUGUCCACUUUGACAAGCUCGGCUGGUCCCGAGUUGUCGCUUUCCAGACUAGAAACCCCAUGCACAGAGCUCACCGUGAGCUGACCGUCCGUGCCGCUCGCGCCCGUCAGGCCAAUGUCCUGAUCCACCCCGUCGUUGGUCUCACCAAGCCCGGUGACAUUGACCACUUCACCCGUGUCCGUGCCUACCAGGCCCUCCUGCCCCGCUACCCCAACGGAAUGGCUGUCCUGGGUCUCCUGGGUCUGGCUAUGCGUAUGGGUGGUCCUCGUGAGGCCAUCUGGCACGCUAUCAUCCGUAAGAACCACGGUGCCACUCACUUCAUCGUUGGUCGUGACCACGCCGGUCCCGGUAAGAACUCCAAGGGUGAGGAGUUCUACGGUCCUUACGAUGCUCAGCACGCCGUCGAGAAGUACAAGGACGAGCUUGGCAUUGAGGUCGUCGAGUUCCAGCAGGUUACCUACCUGCCCGACACCGACGAGUACCGCCCCAAGGACGAGGUCCCCGCUGGUGUCAAGACCCUCGACAUCUCCGGUACCGAGCUCCGCAAGCGCCUCCGCACCGGUGCUCACAUCCCCGAGUGGUUCUCCUACCCCGAGGUUGUCAAGAUCCUGCGUGAAUCCAACCCUCCUCGUGCUUCCCAGGGUUUCACCAUCUUCCUUACCGGUUACAUGAACUCCGGCAAGGACGCCAUUGCUCGUGCCCUGCAGGUCACCCUGAACCAGCAGGGUGGACGCUCCGUCACUCUGUUGCUUGGUGACACCGUCCGCCACGAGCUCUCCUCCGAGCUGGGCUUCAGCCGUGAGGACCGCCACACCAACAUCCAGCGCAUUGCCUUCGUCGCCGGUGAGCUCACCCGUGCCGGUGCUGCCGUCAUCGCUGCCCCCAUUGCUCCCUACGAGGAGUCCCGCAAGGCUGCCCGUGAGGCCGUCGCUGGCUCCGGUGGCAACUUCUUCCUCGUCCACGUUGCUACUCCCCUGGAGCACUGCGAGAAGACCGACAAGCGUGGCAUCUACGCCAAGGCCCGCCGUGGCGAGAUCAAGGGCUUCACUGGUGUUGAUGAUCCUUAUGAGGCUCCUGCUAACGCCGAUCUCACUGUUGAUGUCUCCAAGCAGAGCGUCCGCAGCAUUGUCCACGAGAUCAUCCUCAUGCUCGAGAGCGAGGGCUACUUUGACCGCAACUAGAUUAGCGUAGGCGCUUGGGAAAAUAUUGGAUUUUAUUUUGCGUGAUACAGGUCGGAUUUCGGAACCCUGGGAGGUUUUAGAGGAUCUAUUGCUCUAUAGAGAGAUUUGGAAAUAAUAUUUGAUUCCCCAAUACAACUUCGGAG